This is a messenger RNA of Seriola dumerili (greater amberjack), 1894 nucleotides long. RefSeq names its product Wnt family member 6 (gene wnt6b). Lineage: Eukaryota; Metazoa; Chordata; Actinopteri; Carangiformes; Carangidae. The coding region runs from base 1 to 1068 and encodes 355 amino acids. The transcript has 4 exons. Gene Ontology annotation, cellular component: extracellular region. Gene Ontology annotation, biological process: cell fate commitment; neuron differentiation; canonical Wnt signaling pathway. The record is from RefSeq and is a predicted model, not a curated record. Gene Ontology annotation, molecular function: frizzled binding; cytokine activity.
AUGACGGUUCGUCUAUCACGGAUCCAACUUGCCCUGUUCUUUAUCUUGCUCUGUCCGGUCAAUAUCAUCGGACUGUGGUGGGCGGUGGGCAGUCCGCUGGUGAUGGACCCCAACAGUAUCUGCAGGAAGGCGAAGCGUCUGGCAGGGAAGCAGGCUGAGCUGUGCCAGACUCAGCCAGAGAUUGUCAGUGAGGUGGCCAAAGGGGCCAGGCUGGGAGUCAGGGAGUGCCAAUACCAGUUCAGGUACCGCCGGUGGAACUGCACCAGCCACAACAAGUACUUUGGCAAAAUACUGCAGCAAGAUAUUCGGGAGACAGCGUUUGUUUACGCCAUCACGGCAGCCGGGGUGACCCACGCUGUGACCCAGGCCUGCAGUAUGGGAGACCUGCUGCAGUGCGGCUGCGAGGCCACCAGGAACAGAGCACCUCCGAGGCCUCCUUCAUCCUCCUCCUCGGGGGAUGGAGUCAAGUGGGAGUGGGGCGGCUGCGGAGAUGAUGUGGAGUUUGGUUAUGAAAAGUCAAAACAGUUUAUGGAUGCCAAGAGGAGAAGAGGCAAGAGCGACAUCAGGACGCUCAUUGAUCUGCACAACAAUGAGGCUGGGCGGCUGGCAGUGAAGCUCUACAUGAGGACAGAGUGCAAAUGCCACGGACUGUCGGGCUCGUGCACCUUGCGCACUUGCUGGAAAAAGAUGCCUCAUUUCCGUGAGGUAGGCGACCGUCUGCUGGAGCGCUUCAACGGCGCCUCCAAAGUGAUGGGCGGCAACGACGGCAAGACCCUGAUCCCAGUCGGCCAGAACAUAAAGCCACCAGAUAAGCAGGAUCUGAUCUACUCGGACGAGUCGCCCGAUUUCUGCCUUGCAAAUCGGAAAACGGGUUCACUUGGGACUCGAGGCCGCAUGUGCAACAGCACAGCCAUGGACAUCAGCGGCUGUGACCUGCUGUGCUGCGAGCGUGGCUACAGGGAGGAAACAGUGGUGUUUGAGGAGAACUGUCUGUGUCGUUUCCACUGGUGUUGUGUGGUCCAGUGCAAGAAGUGCUUGGUCCGAAAAGAGCUUAGUCUCUGUCACUGAUGAACUGAUGAACUGAGGUUGAGAGUAGUCUGUGUGACAUGGUUCAUUAUAAUUACGUCUGUUACUUUUUGAGGUGUUUGCUUUUAGUUGUGUAAGUGUGAAAGAAGGAAAGGGUUUGGACUUUCAUGGUGAUCCUUUCCUUUCCCGUUUUUGCACCAGUUACAAUCAGACAAUGCCCCCAAAAAAUUUCAUUUCAAAUAGUGAUCGGCUUCCAGAAAGACGUAAACGCAACCGCACGGAACCAAUGGAAAACAGGGACUAUGUUACUUCACUGAACUACCUAUUUUUCAUUUCUUGUUUAUGAAAAUGGACCAAAGAAUGUGAAAAUGUGCAUUUUCCAUCUAAUUGAAAGAGGAGGACCUAUGCUUGGAAGACCUUGACACGACCAGCCAACAGUUAUUUUCGUGCCUCUUCCUUCCACUACCAGUUCAACAGCAGAGCUUGCUGUGGGUCUCAAACCAAAGAGUUUAUGGCAUCAACAUGUAUUGAUGCACCCGAUUUGAUUACGCAAUUUCCUUGAUUGUAUGAACUGGCCACAUUGAAGAUUAUGUGUUUUUCCUGUACUAUCUGGCAUUAAGAGUCCUUCAGAGACUGCUGUCUAUCUGCAGCGUCACAGAAAAAUCAUGGAUCAUGGAAACAAAAAUCUGAUUGUUACCCCAACAUAUAAGCGCAGUUUAAGGUAUCUUUAAUUCUUGAUCGGAGCAUCUUUACAGGCCUAUUAUACCAAGAUCUUGCAAACUGUUGAUCACCAUCGCAGCAGUCCCUCAGUUACAGUAACUGUAGCCUAACCUUGUCAUGGAGCAGGCACACCACAUACAUAAAGAUA